Molecule: messenger RNA, 3796 nt
Organism: Sceloporus undulatus (fence lizard)
Lineage: Eukaryota; Metazoa; Chordata; Lepidosauria; Squamata; Phrynosomatidae
Product: proton-coupled amino acid transporter 1-like
Exons: 11
Coding region: 499-1743 (414 amino acids)
Biological process (GO): proton transmembrane transport; glycine transport; proline transmembrane transport
Cellular component (GO): vacuolar membrane
Molecular function (GO): L-proline transmembrane transporter activity; glycine transmembrane transporter activity; amino acid:proton symporter activity
Source: RefSeq, a predicted model, not a curated record
AUCCUAUCAGCGGUUUGGAGAGACAAAUGGGACUACGUGGCUUCAAACCUUGAUACACCUGUUGAAAGGGAACAUUGGAACAGGUAUGCUGGGACUUCCGUUGGCCAUCAGAAAUGCUGGUAUUGUGAACCUUCAAAGUGGACUAAAGAAACCUAAAGUGAAACAAGAGAAGAGCAGUGGUUGAAACCAUGAAAAAACAAGGAAGAUAAGGGACUGAAGAGCAAAGAGCUCUUAAAAAUGAACAAAAUGAACUUAUACUGAAUAUAAUAAGAGAAUACAAGCCAAUGGGAGGAAUGUAAUGGAAGAGAAAAAUGGGCAGAAUGAAGCAUAGAGGAAGUCGGGUGAGCAGCAGAAUUGAACAACAAGGCAAGGUUAAAAUUGAGCCAGUUAAACCAAAAGAAAUACUAAGAGUGAACCAAAAAUGGAAUGAAUUUUAGCAACCUGAAAUUCCCAACAGGUCUGAUUUUUGUAAGGACUUGAAUCAAAGGAGAAAAAUAGAUGACAGUGGGCCAAAAUUUCAAUUCUUGGGAAGAAGGAAGAAUAUUACCAUUAAUUAAAAUGGGCCCCAUCAGCUUGUUUGUGAUCGGAAUAAUUGCAGUGCACUGUAUGGAUAUCCUGGUUAAGUGUGCCCACCACUUCUGCAAUAAAUAUCAUAAACCAUUUGUGGAUUAUGGCGAUGCUGUGAUGCAUGGACUGGAAGCAACACCCAGUGCAUGGCUGAGGAAUCAUUCCAUCUGGGGAAGGUACCUGGUGGGAUUUUUCUUGAUUCUCACUCAACUGGGAUUCUGUUGUGCAUAUUUUGUAUUCCUAGCUGACAAUCUGAGACAGGUGAUAUCUGCUGCUAAUGGUACAACCAACAAUUGCAAUGCCAAUGAAACUGCACUGUUGAUGCCAACCAUGAGCUCCCAGUUAUAUAUCCUGUGCUUGUUGCCAUUUGUGAUCCUGCUUGUCUUCAUCCAGAAUCUUAAAAUACUGUCCAUCUUCUCCAUGCUGGCCAAUCUUCUCAUGUUUUGCAGCUUGAUCAUGAUAUACCAGUACAUUGUUCGGGGUAUUCCAGAUCCCUCCCAUCUGCCUCUGGUGGCCCCAUGGAGAACAUUCCCUCUGUUUUUUGGCACAGCCAUCUUUGCUUUUGAAGGCAUUGGAGUGGUGCUCCCUCUCGAAAACAAGAUGAAGAACCCACAGCAAUUCCCCAUCAUUCUGUAUGUGGGAAUGGGUAUUGUCACCACGGUCUACCUCAGCCUGGGAACCCUGGGAUAUUUACGCUUUGGCACUACCAUCCAAGCCAGCAUAACUCUCAAUUUGCCUAACUGUUGGUUGUAUCAGUCUGUCAAGCUUCUCUAUUCCAUUGGGAUCUUCUUCACUUAUGCUCUGCAGUUCUAUGUCCCUGCUGAAAUAAUAAUCCCUCCAGCCCUCUCCCAGGUCCCUGAACGCUGGAAAUUAUGGCUGAAUCUACUGUUGAGGGCAUGCCUGGUCUGCGUAACAUGUCUGCUUGCCAUCCUAAUCCCACGCCUGGACAUUGUCAUAUCUCUGGUGGGUUCCGUGAGCAGCAGUGCUCUAGCCAUGAUCAUCCCACCCCUCCUGGAGAUUUGCACCUACUCCUCCGAAGGCAUGCACCCCCUCAGGAUUGCCAAAGAUAUCCUGAUCAGUGUCGUGGGUUUUGUUGGAUUUGUGGUGGGGACAUAUGAGUCUCUCUCUGAACUCAUUGUACCAACGGUUUCCAACGUCACCAGUGCCUUACCCUGACACGCUUAACCUGCCACAGAUCUCACUCCUAAUCUAUCAUGGAACUUUUCAGUGGGUCCUGAUUUAUCUUGUAGCAACUUCAGGGACUUCUUGCUCCUUCUUGCUUCCCAAGUAUCUUUAUUUUGUAGCUCAAGGGGCAUGGAUAAAGUAGGAAAAGGUAGGACUUGGACCUCUUAUUUAUCCAUGCUUCUUCAUUUAUGAGCCUGCUGUUGUUUCAGAGUCUUUACAGUUUGAAGGCUGGCCUUUGACUAGAAUGGGACAAUAGAAUGGGAUGUCGCACUGUUGCCUACUGAACAGUGGGCAGUCCCUAUUAGGCUUGGAAUUAUGUACAAGAAUCUUGGGUUUAACUCCACACUGCAUCCAUCUGGAUCUAGAGCAGCAAAUGGGGGGGGGGGGGUUUAAGAAUCAAAGUAUUACUGAAAAGUCACUGUCACCACUUCCUUUUUUGUUACAUUUUUAAAACACUUCCGUUUGACAUCUUAAAGGUGGCAGCAAAUGCUGAUCUUCCAGGUGCAUCUGAGUUCUAGUGCAAAUGUCUCCAUGUUUAAUAUUUACGGAAAGUUAUAUAUAACUUGGGUGUGGCAGGAUAUUGGAAAGGGGCAAAUGGGAGUCUGUUUACAGUUUUUAAAACAGAUGCCAUAGCUAGGUACUCUCUUCUUUCUUUUCUGUCCUGUCUCUUCCCUGCUUAACAACACAGAUUGAUAUGAUGAGUGCUGCUCAUGCUGAUGAGUGAGGCAAACAUUGAAUGGACUGGCAUAACAACAAUCACUUGUAGAAUGGUUUCUCCCUCUGCAUCUUGCGUCCCCCUCCAAAAAAAAAUUGCUGUGGAAUAUUGGAGGAGAAGACAUUUUUGCAGGGUAAUUUGGGUUGGAUGCAGGAAAGAAGAGAGAACAGGAGAGGAAAGGCAAGUCCUACUGUGGACAGGACUAUCAUAAAGUCACAGCGUUUUCAUAAGCAGCCUGUGAUGAAAAGCAAAAUGUAAUGUUGUAUCUUCCAGGCCUGCCUUAUUUUCUCCAAAAUACUGUACAUGAUUUGCAUGUACUAAUUACCCAGUUAUACAAGACCUAAUUACAGGGCAGAAGUGACUCCUAUUUUGUUCAGUAGGGCUUACUUCCAGGUAAUUUCCCAGACUGUAGCCUUAAUAUUUUAACAAGACCUGUGUUAAAUGUUAUACAACAGGCAAGCAGCGUUUUUUUAAUGCCUAUAAGAAAAAAACCUAUUGUGUUAUAGCCUUCAUCAGUUAAAUUGAUAAAUUUAAUCCAGAUAUCUAUUUCCAUUCUUAAAGUAUUAAUACUUUCGUCCAAUUAGCCAUUGCUUGUAAACUAUUGGCUUAGGCUACAGUCCUAGCCUUUACUAUUUAAUCUGGGACUGGAAAUAACCUGCACUGAAUUCAGUGGAGCUUCUUUCUGAGUAGAUGUCCAUAUGAGAGUAUUCUUACUUUCUUAGUUAAGCAAAUGUGGAUAUUAUGCAUAUAGUAUCUAGGGCAAUGACUCUAAAAUGCUGGUCUUCCAGGUGUUUUGGACUUCAGCUCCCAGAAGCCUCAGCCAUCUUGGUCAAUGAUCUGGGAUUCUGGGAGCUGAAAUCCAAAAUUACCUGAAAGGCCAGAGUUUGGGAAUCACUGAUCUAGAGCUUCUGUUUUUAAGAGCAAUCAGUGUGGCUGCCUUUACAGAUUUUCCAUAGCCACAGCAUGGAGUUAAAAAGGAUUUCAUUAAUAGAUACAAAUGCCUCUAGCAUUCCUGUACCCGGUUUGACAAUGUGCAAGUGUGAGUGAUCUGUGAAAGAUUUUUGUUUAUUUUUAUGUACUCUUGGCUUAUCAAAAAUGUUAUAAUGAUACUUGAUCCAUUUAUCACCAUUUCCUAACCUUGUUGACACUGGGGUGUUGGAGAAAUUGAACUUAGUUUCCUAUCUCCUUUCUCAUUAUGGUAAAGCUACAAAUGUGUCCUUUGAAGUGCCCCAGUUUUCACUGGAAAAAUACUUCUCUCCCUGCAAGAUUAGGGAAAGUAGUUUAUACGUAUAUUCAAAAAAAACAAAACAAAACUGGACACAUUCUCAA